This is a messenger RNA of Annulohypoxylon truncatum, 1910 nucleotides long. RefSeq names its product acyl-CoA N-acyltransferase. The transcript is spliced from 3 exons. The coding region runs from base 227 to 1705 and encodes 492 amino acids. Gene Ontology annotation, cellular component: nucleus. Gene Ontology annotation, biological process: subtelomeric heterochromatin formation. NCBI's taxonomy places the organism in Eukaryota, Fungi, Ascomycota, Sordariomycetes, Xylariales, Hypoxylaceae. Gene Ontology annotation, molecular function: histone H4 acetyltransferase activity; histone binding. The record is from RefSeq and is a predicted model, not a curated record.
CGACAUACACACAUUAACCGCAUCGCAUCGCAUAGCGCACCUAUCGCAUUUCCCUUCGUCAACAACAAUUACAGAGUAGCCUGUCGCGAUACGAGUGGCGUCGUAAGCUUAUCGCACAUAGCCGGCUACAAAUUCCUGACCUACAGAUACUCAUUACCGUCCUUUGCCUACGAACCUAUCCUAACCCUUCUGCCAGUAGGGCUUCUCUGGAAGAUUGUGCCACAGGAUGGACGACGAAUGGACGGUGGAUGCCAAUGAGGCUAUCACCUUGUCGCUCGUGCGACCUGGGCCAGCAAAAGAGAUCGUCAAUGUCGAAAGCUUUAAGCCGAAGUUCACAUACCCUAUCUUUGGCGAAGAGGAACAAAUUUUUGGCCACAAGGGUCUGAAGGUCAACAUUCGCUUUGAUGCUAGGGAUCUGCGCCCUAACAUUUCGGUAACAUCACAGCGCAAAUUUACCUCCGUCGGCGAUGUCGAGGCGUUGGAUGUGAGAGAGACUAUGAAGGAAUAUUUGCCUGGUGUCGCAUUUCAAUCCAAGAAAGAAUUCGAGCUGUCCGUGAAUAACCUUUCUGAUACGUGGAAACCUCCCGGAAGUUUAGUGAAGAAGAUAGAUAAGAAUGGCGAGACGUAUGAAAUCUGGCACGGAACCUUAGCCAUGCCCGCUGUUCAUCAGAUGAUGAAGCGUAUCCAGGUUGCGGUCCUGUUCUACAUCGAAGGUGGAUCCUACAUAACUGAACUAGAUGGACCGGAUGAAUCAGAGACUUCUCUUGCUCGAUGGUCUGUGUUCUGGGUUUACAAGGUUGCUACCGUCAUGGAUAAGGCCCAGUACACUUUUCAGGGUUAUGCAACUACGUACAACUUUUGGAUGUACCAACCACCAACGCCACCGACCUCACCUAGCGCUGGGAAGGAGAAUGGUUCCUGGGAGCUUUCAAAAGGUGACUCUGACAGUGAGAUGAUCCACCGCAUGCGAAUUUCUCAAUUCUUGAUCCUUCCCCCUUUCCAGGGAAAGGGCGUUGGUUCUAUGCUUUAUAGCACAAUGUUCGACAUUGCGAUGAACUCCUCUAAAACGAUAGAAGUAACAGUCGAGGAUCCGAACGAGGAUUUUGAUCUCUUACGGGACUUGUGCGAUAUCAAGUAUCUUCGCAAGAAUGUACCUGAGUUUGCCGAACUUAAGGUGAACACCAACGUUCCUCUUCCUGGAAAGGGUGGUCUAUUACACAACAACACCCAGAUAUCUCUCAGUGACGGGAACCGCUCUGAUGAGGGAAUUGUGGAUAUGGAAAAGCUCGAGAGUCUCCGGGUUAAGAAUAAAAUUGCGCCACGACAGUUCUCGCGACUGGUGGAAAUGCAACUCAUGGCCAAGCUACCCGACUCCGUCCGACCGCGAGCCGAUCCCGAGGCCAAGAAGCCAGCCGCUUCGAAAACCGACAAGCACGAGUAUGCUCUUUGGCGCCUUCUUCUCAAGCAACGUCUCUAUCGUCGCAAUGUCUCCAUUCUUGGAGAAUUCGAGGUCACCGAACGAAUUAUCAAGUUAAAUGAGACCCUCGAUAACGUCGAGUGGGAGUACGCUCGAAUUCUUGAUCGGGUUGAGCCGAAGCCUGUUACCCCUACUAAAAUUGUGGUCGUUAGCGGCAAGAGGAAAUCCAACGGCGAAGCUGACGCAGAAAGUCGUUCGAACAAGAAGGUACGAGUUUCAGAUGAAUGAAGGGGCUACAAACACGUAGAUCGCUGCUUUGAGUGCUCUGGAGGUUUCUGGUUGGUCAUGUGGCAAAGGAGUUUAGGCUGAUUCUAUGAUACCUGCUUUGCAUUGACGUUUCUGAGGGGUUUGGCAUACCUAUGAAGGAGAUUCGGGUGGUCUACAUAGCCCCUGCGUCUAUGGGACACUGGAGGAAUAUGGACACAACCCUCGG